ACUUCUUUCUGAAGGGACCCAAAAAAAAAAAAAUUCACACCUUCUCUCUCUUCCACCUCCCUCCUUACUGUUCACCCUGCUUUGCAAAACUACUCACAUGGUGCUUCCUUCCACGCACAUUCUCUCUCCUCAAAGAUACCACUCUGGCCGCCUUUCCUCAUCUGUUUGAUUCCACAGCAACUGCAUUCAUAGAAGGAUUAAAAAAAAUUGCAAUGGGGUAUUAUGCAUAUUACAACCUUUGGAUAAAAGGAAAAGGUCGCUUGAGUAAGUGAUUGUUUUUGGGUUGUGGUAGGCGUAUACAUCAUUGCAUAGCUCCUGCAACUUUAACUCAGCUGUGUGUAAUGGAAUCUUGGAGUUAUCUCUCAGAAGAGAAAGGCUAUUUUAUUACUGAUGAGAUGGAUUUUUCUCUGGAAGCUUUCAUUAAAGGCAAAAAAGGAAAAGAUUCCUGUAACUUGGAGAGAGAUGAGUUUGGUUCUAGCGGUGGGGAAGCCAAAAGCAUGGAAGUUUCUGACCUGGGAUUUCAUGACUUGUUUCAAAAUGAGCUAGAUAGAAAUCAUAAUAAAAGAGUGACUUCCUCAACCAAUGUUAUUGCCAUGGAUUCAUCUUUUGCAGAACAAGAAUCUCAGCCAAUGUUUUUAGGUUCUCUGGUUGAAUCUAAAAGUCCCACUUCAUCACUGAUUGAUUUGAAGCUGGGGAGAAUAGCAGAUUGUAAAGAUCCAAGUAGUGAUAAAAUUGCAAGAAGAGCUCGGUCUUCUGGCUCACCAUCUCAGACGCCUUUUUGUCAAGUUUAUGGUUGUAACAUGGAUCUUAGCUCCUCAAAAGAGUACCACAAAAGGCACAGAGUUUGUGAUGCUCACUCCAAGACAGCCAAAGUUGUUGUUAAUGGCAUCGAGCAGAGGUUUUGUCAGCAGUGUAGCAGGUUCCAUUUGCUAGCUGAGUUCGAUGAGGGCAGGCGCAGUUGUCGCAGACGUCUAGCGGGACACAAUCAACGCAGAAGGAAGCCUCAGUUUGAUUACGUAUCUGGCAAACCCUGCAAGAUGCUCCAAUUACAUCAAGGGACCAAAAAUCUGGAGGCUUCAUUUCAGAAGAGACCCCAGUUUGCCUCACAAGACAUGAUCAGUUGUGGCAUAUUGUAUGACCAAACCGAUCUCAGUGUCACACCCACUCAGGAGAAGUUGUCAACACCCUCAUAUGCUAGCUGUGCUCUCUCUCUUCUGUCAGUUCAGUCACAGAACCCGUCAUGCCUCUCAGCAGGAAACCCGGGACCUAGUUCCUGUGCUCGUCUCGCCAUCUGCACGAAUCACAGCGAUGAAAAAGAUUCCAAAGUACAUUUGGGCAUAAACCCUGCGGACAAGUAUGUGCAAAAUGAGUCAUCAUCACAUGGAUUGAGCUCCAUGGAAGCUACCAAGAAGGGAUCCAUAUUGCUAUCUGAUGCUGAUUGUGCUCAUCAUCUUCAGGUUUGCAAAGAUCAUAAGUACCAAACAUCAGAACUACUGGAUGCCACACACUAUGUUUCACCUGAGGAUGGAGCCACUGUUGAUCUAUUGCAAUUAUCUUCACAUCUUCAAAGGGUGGAGCAUCAGAGGAAGUCAUUUAUUCAGCGAGGCCUUUGAAGAGUGCGAUGGAGCUGUAAGCCCAUACAUGAUAUUAUAUAUUAGUUACAUUUAGAUGUAGAUAUCUGUUUCACUGGUUUAUUGUGAUAAACGAUGGCUUGGAAGUUAAAGAAGUGAGAAACUCCUUGGUGAUGAAGCCAUUUUUUUUGUUUGGUAUGGACAAGCAAGUGUAAUUUCUUUGCCCUGCAAUGGAUGGUUAUCCCAGGUCCUAAUUCAAGCU
Messenger RNA from Neltuma alba, 1833 nucleotides. RefSeq names its product squamosa promoter-binding-like protein 6. The record is from RefSeq and is a predicted model, not a curated record. Lineage: Eukaryota; Viridiplantae; Streptophyta; Magnoliopsida; Fabales; Fabaceae. The transcript has 4 exons. Bases 342 to 1613 code for a protein of 423 amino acids. Gene Ontology annotation, molecular function: DNA binding. Gene Ontology annotation, cellular component: nucleus.